AUGUUCCUGCAACGCACAGCAGUGGCUGUUGCCCGUCGGGCAGCCGUAUCUCCCGCAGCUCGACGAACAUUUACCGUCUCAGCUAUCCGCCGCGACGCGAAGAAUGUCCAGGCUUCCCCUAGCACUAGCAAAAAGAUGAAGACCUUCAGCGAAAUCAGGACCGAAGAAGACCUUCUCGGACCCGGUGCCGCGCCCGGUACCGUCCCUACCGAUCUCGAGCAGUCCACAGGUUUGGAACGAUUGGAAAUUCUCGGCAAGAUAGAGGGUGUGGAUAUCUUUGAUAUGCGACCCCUCGAUUCUUCGCGGCUAGGAACUGUCAACGAUCCAAUCUUAGUCAGGUCUGCUGGUGACGAGCAGUACGCCGGUUGCACUGGCUUCCCCUCCGACUCUCACAUCGUUAACUGGCUCGGCAUGUCCCGCGAGCGACCGAUGGAGCGAUGUCCCGAGUGCGGCAGUGUCUACAAAAUGGAAUACAUUGGACCUCAAGAUGAUGGCCAUGGCCACCACCAUGACCACCACGGUUAUGAAGAGCCUAAGACAUUCGCCAACUACGUCAAGCCGGAAUACUGGUAA
This is a messenger RNA of Annulohypoxylon maeteangense, 573 nucleotides long. Its product is annotated as COX5B-domain-containing protein. The transcript is spliced from 5 exons. The coding region runs from base 1 to 573 and encodes 190 amino acids. The record is from RefSeq and is a predicted model, not a curated record. Lineage: Eukaryota; Fungi; Ascomycota; Sordariomycetes; Xylariales; Hypoxylaceae. Gene Ontology annotation, cellular component: mitochondrial envelope. Gene Ontology annotation, biological process: mitochondrial electron transport, cytochrome c to oxygen.